UAAACCUUGAAGAAAGGGUGGCAUAGCCGCCAGAGCUUCUGUAGUCUUCUUCAAUGUCUGCUUCCUCAUUUCUAUCUAGGUUAUCUCCUACCCUUCGAUCUGCAUCAUCAAAGCUCAACAAAUGUCAUUCCUUUUCUGAAUCGCCCAUUCUCAACUCAAUCUCACAAUCAUCCGCUUCUCUCAGACGUAUUCCUCGCUCCUCAAGAAUUCCUGUGGAGUUGAGCUGCUUAAUGACGAUGUUGCCACUGCACAGUGCGAUAGCUUCUGCUCGAUUACAGUCGAUGUUGUCUUUAGAGUCUCAGUGUUGGGGUUUAGUUCCACAAGGUAUCUCUAUGCCUUUAUGACAGCCAAAUAUGCAGCUGAGUAAUCUUAUGGUUGACGAAAAAGAUAACAGUAUUAACUUUGGGACAGAAUAAGCGAUGUUCACGAAAGUUUUUAUGAUUUUCGACUUGAUUUUGUAUCUUGUUUGGCCUAGUUGAAUCUUUAAUGGUUUUUCAUGUUGUCUCUUGUUUGUGGUGAUUGAUGGAGAAUUUGUUUUUAUUU
Molecule: messenger RNA, 543 nt
Organism: Impatiens glandulifera
Lineage: Eukaryota; Viridiplantae; Streptophyta; Magnoliopsida; Ericales; Balsaminaceae
Exons: 3
Coding region: 54-344 (96 amino acids)
Cellular component (GO): mitochondrion
Source: RefSeq, a predicted model, not a curated record